Geodia barretti is the source of this 2406-nucleotide messenger RNA. The record is from the annotation of a GenBank genome assembly. Lineage: Eukaryota; Metazoa; Porifera; Demospongiae; Tetractinellida; Geodiidae.
UUGAAAUCUGAUGGAGGGUCCCAAAACGCUCGCCAGUGCCUAGGUUGCGGCUGGCGCAGUAGUCCCCGGCCUCCCGUAUUGUGCGAUUCACAGCAACCCAGCAGUUUCGUUUCGGGAGUAGAGCGACCUUCCAGGCUACUUUUCUGUUACUAAUCUCUUGGAGGAAAAGAAUAUCCAGUUGAUAGCUUAUUUUUGCAAUGGCUGAUUUCACAUGUGAAAUGUGUGACCGAUUCUAUGUGGACCCCCGUAUGCUGCCAUGUCUCCAUUCCUUCUGUUUCGAGUGUCUGGAGAAGGAACUAGAGACACGAGACUCCCUGAAAACCCUGUGCUGCCCCAGCUGCAAGGAGAAGGUAACUCUCUCUGAGAAUGGAGUGUCUGAUCUCCCUCAAGACAUCUAUAAGGGUAACGAGUCCGAAAUGGCACGCAUUAGCGAGAAGGUAGAAAGUGCAGACGAGUACUGUGAAGCAUGCGGUCGAACUGAUAGCACAGGGAACGCAGUUGCUUAUUGCCAUGAGUGUAAGGAGUACUUGUGUAAGUUUUGUAAAAGCCGUCAUGUCGAAAGGCCCACAACAGCAAAACACAUGCUUUUUAAUGUUGGUCAGCGAACGAUGAAGACAAAUGAACCUAGCCAAUGCAUGCCAAAAAUGUUUUGUCUACUUCAUGACAACUAUCCCCUAGAUCUUUACUGCAAGCAAUGUGAAAAGUUAAUUUGCAAAUAUUGCAUGGAUUUCGAACAUCAUAGUCACCGGGAAAAAUGUAAUGUGCUAGAAAAGUUUAGGGAAGAUGAAAUGGAGAGCCUUCAAGCAAAUCAAGGAGAUGCAAAUAAAGCAGUGGCCUCCCUUACCAAAGCCAUUAGUGAUUGUAAUGAUACACUGGGGAAUGUUCAGAAGAAUAGAAAUGAGGUAGAAGCCUGUAUCGACGUUAGCCUAAAGAAGGUCAAAGAGCACCUUUUCGCACAAAGUGAUACUAUAUGUUCGGCUAAGGUGAAAAGUCUUCAAGCACAAGUGUUACAACUGCAGAGGCUACAAGAGGGUCUUUCCCUUGCAUCCAGGCUGAUAGCUGAAGCUCCAACCCAGACCUCAGCACAACUACUAUCAACCAAGAAUGUUAUCUCAAAAAGGGUUACAAAGCUAUUGGAGGAAUUUAACAAUUCCCAGCUGUUGCCUUCAAGGAGUGCUUUUGUUUCCACACACAUUCAAAGCUACAUCAGCAGGAUGAUUACCUUCGGUUGCAUAUCUGGUGGAUGCUCCCCUUCUGCUAGCACAUGUGAUGCACAAUAUGUACCACUUGCUGUCAUCGGUACAUUACGAAUCAUAAGAGUAGUAGCUAAGGAUAAGGAGGGCAAAUCUUGUGGUUAUAGUGGGGAAAAUGUAAAAGCUAUAUUAGUUGAUUUAAGUCUCCUGGGUCCUGCUACCAGUGGUGAUACCCUUGAUCAUGGCGAUGGCACAUACUCUGUGUCCAUCACUCCACAAUAUAAAGGUGACCAUGAGUUGAAUGUGGCUAUUGCUGACCUACACAUUAAAGGGAGUCCCUUCAAGUUUUAUGUCACCACACCCAGAGAAACUCCCUACAAGUCACUUAAAUUGUCAAGGCCACAUUCCUUUACUACCAACGACUCUCCAUUUGAUGUGGCACUAACAGAAGAAGGCUACCUUGUAGUCUCCGAAUGCAAGAACCAAACAUUAACUCUUUACACUGAAGGUGGUAUGAAAAUACAUUCAUUUGGUAAUGCUAGGAAUCACGGGAAGGAAAACGGACAGCUACAUACUCCAUCUGCUGUAGCAAUCGCAGGUGACAACGUAUAUGUCUGUGAGUUAGGAAAUAACAGAGUUCAGAGGUUUAGCAUCAGUGAAAAGUUGUUUGUUUCAAACUUUGGAAAAGCUGGAGAUGGGGAUGGGGAGUUCAACAACCCAACUGGAAUGUGCGUUGAUCCACAAGGAAUAGUAUUUGUUGCAGAUAGAGACAAUAAUCGCAUCCAGGUAUUUCGUGACAAUGACAAAUUUGCUUACGCUUUCCAAUGUCAGAUGAAACCUUGCGGGCUAACUUUUGACCUUCAGGGACGUCUUCACGUUGCUGCUUGGGGCUCCAACUGCAUCCAAGUGUUUACACCGAAGGGGGUCCUGCUGACUAAUUAUGGUAGUGAGACUCUCAGUGGACCUACAGGCAUUGCUGUCAAUGGAGAGGGCUACAUUGCCAUCAGUGAGAGUGGUGAUAGCAACCGUUUCUUGAUCUUCCAUCCAGACCUCACUCUUUUUCACGUAGUCCCGGGCGAAUUUGGCAAGGGAGGAGGAAUUACCUGCAAUAAAGACGGCUUCUUUUGGGUAGUUGACAGUGGCAACAACUGCCUAGCCAAGUACUAAAAUUGUGACUUGUAUAGUUACCACAAAAACAUGUGCUGCGAGAAUG